This is a messenger RNA of Corythoichthys intestinalis (scribbled pipefish), 1920 nucleotides long. It is a transcript of the gene acaa1, whose product is annotated as acetyl-CoA acyltransferase 1. The record is from RefSeq and is a predicted model, not a curated record. Gene Ontology annotation, biological process: phenylacetate catabolic process; fatty acid beta-oxidation. Bases 430 to 1497 code for a protein of 355 amino acids. The transcript is spliced from 12 exons. Gene Ontology annotation, cellular component: peroxisome. Gene Ontology annotation, molecular function: acetyl-CoA C-acyltransferase activity. Lineage: Eukaryota; Metazoa; Chordata; Actinopteri; Syngnathiformes; Syngnathidae.
ACCAUUGCGGAAGCAUCACGGAACAUUUAAACUUAGCGGCAACCAAAGAUGGAAAAAAGUAAGGAAUACUUGCCAGUUUGAUACAGAGACAAACUUGUUACCACGGCGAAGGACAGAUAUGUGAGCAAUUUUAAGGAUGUGAACAAUGUUGACCCUCACGAGCAAGCCGAACACAAAUGGAAUAAAGAUGUCGACAAGCUUCCACCACUACGCGAAAUGGACAUCAUGCUGUAUUUAGUGUUUGGUAUAUGUUACUACACUCAUCAGCAAUUCCGAAACUACAAAUCGCUACAAAGCUACGAACAGUUUUGCUGCGGAUGGGUGCAGGAUCUUCACUUUAUGACCAUAGCAAACUGCAACACAUCUUUCUAGCAAAGGACACAACACCUGAUGAGCUGCUGAGCACCGUAAUGAGCGCCGUACUGCGAGAUGUGGGCGUGCCGCCUCAUCUCCUGGGUGACGUGUGCGUCGUCCAUUGCCUCCACAGGAAAUGUGCUGCAGCCUGGCGCCGGAGCCGUGAUGGCCCGUGUGGCCCAGUUCCUCAGCGGCUUCCCAGAGUCAGUUCCUGUGUACACCGUUAACAGGCAGUGCUCGUCCGGAUUGCAGGCCAUCCUCAACAUUGCAGGUGCCAUCCGGAGCGGUGCCAUUGACUUGGGCCUCGCAUGUGGUGUGGAGAGCAUGUCUCUGCAAUCCAUGGGCAAUCCUGGCGAUUUGAGCUCCAGGCUGGUGGACAACGACAAGGCCAGAGAUUGCCUCAUCCCCAUGGGCAUGACUUCAGAGAAUGUCGCAGAGAGAUUUGGGAUCUCUCGAGAGAAGCAGGACGCCCUUGCACUCUCUUCCCACCAAAAGGCGUCACAGGCGCAGUCGUCAGGCGCCUUCGAUGAUGAGACGGUGGCCGUCGUCACCAAGGUUCUGGACGAGGAUGGCAGAGAGCGACAGGUGACGGUGGCCAAGGACGACGGCAUUCGGCCGGGAACUACGAUGGACGUGCUCGCCAAACUGCGACCUGCCUUCAAACCCGAUGGCACCACUACAGCCGGCAACUCGAGUCAGGUUAGCGACGGCGCGGCGGCCGUUCUGUUGGGGCGCCGUUCCGCGGUUGAGGCGUUGAGUCUGCCGAUCCUCGGAGUCCUGAGGGCUAGCGCCGUGGUGGGAGUCCCGCCAGACGUCAUGGGCAUCGGACCUGCCGUCGCCAUCCCGGAGGCGCUACGCAAGGCUGGUUUAAGCAUGGACGACAUAGCGGUGUUUGAGAUCAACGAAGCGUUCGCCAGUCAGGCGGUGUACUGCGUGGAAAAGUUGGGAAUCCCCUGGGAGAAGGUGAACCCCAACGGUGGAGCCAUCGCCUUGGGGCACCCGCUGGGCUGCACGGGUGCUCGCCAACUGGUCACCUUGUUGCACCACCUCAAACGACAACGGCGAAGGGCGUACGGUGUGGUGUCCAUGUGUGUGGGAACGGGUAUGGGCGCGGCCGCCGUCUUCGAGUAUCCUGGCCCGUGAUGAGCGUGGUUGCAUGAAAUCAAUUCCAACAGCCCCAGCUUGGCCACACCCAGUCAGGUGACUUGUCCACAAAAAAAAAAAAAAGAUCAGGUUUAAUAACAUUUAGUACAGAUGGUGUGAUGUCCUAAAUUUCAUUUGGAAUACUAAUGGCGCCCCUUUAACAACAUGUCAUUUAUGUGUAACAUGUAUUAGUUACACAUUUAAUAAUGUAUGCAAAUAUUUUUGUCAAUUCUUAAUUUUGUACAGGUCAUACAUAUGAGUAAAUAAAACAUCUGCUGACACAAAUUUGAAAAACUUGUUCAACUUCCUGUUUUUUAACCCUUUCAGGGACUGUGGUCACUACAGUGGAAAGCUCUUCAAACGUUAACACUUAGGACAUUUAACCAUUUAUAGGUAAAUGACCAUUUUUGGUCAUGAAGAAAU